This is a messenger RNA of Trachymyrmex septentrionalis, 1032 nucleotides long. Its product is annotated as probable inactive protein kinase DDB_G0270444. The record is from RefSeq and is a predicted model, not a curated record. The transcript is spliced from 3 exons. Lineage: Eukaryota; Metazoa; Arthropoda; Insecta; Hymenoptera; Formicidae. Bases 151 to 1032 code for a protein of 293 amino acids.
UCGUUAUUCAGUCUUAGCAGUCGGUAUUCGCCAUGCAUUUGUCAGGCUCGCGAUAACCUUCGUGAGAACUCGCCAAAUCUGAAAAAAAAUCGCGGCGAACCGUUAAUAACCGAUGCAGGAUAUAUUCAAAGGCACCCUCGGGUCAUCCAAAUGAACGGAUAUGCAACGAACUUACGUUUCAAGGCAUGGACGCCUGCAGUACCAUGCAAAAUACCGGACAACAUUGCGUCUUCGAGCUAUACAACAACGAGAGCGUUCAUACCGUCCUAUGAAAAAGAGAAACGACCUUGCAUAGAACAACUACUCUCAAAUGAAUAUCAACGAAUUUGGUGGCAGGAAAAACUAGCUUGGGAUAAGACUGUAACUGAUAAAAAAAUUAUAAGCAAAAAGAUAUUACUCCGUAAGAUGGUUAAGAGAAAAGUACCAACAUGUGUGACUGUUAAAUAUUCAACAAGAAAAGAGCGAUUGAAAGAUAAAAAGAGAGAAGAGUUUAAAAAGAAAUCUGACGAGAAUCUUAAAACUGAAGAGACAAUAUUUGCAAAACAUAGCGAUACAAAAUUUAAAAAAUGCGAAGAGACAAAAUCUGAGAAACAGGAGGAAACAAAUUCAAAGAAUCAUAAAGAAACAAACUUAGAAAAGCCAGAGGAAACAAAAUCAGAAAAGAAUUGCGAAGAAAUAAAAUCAGAGAAUCGUGAAGAAACAAAAUCGGAGAAUUGCGAAGAAAUAAAAAUAGAAAAUCGUGAAGAUACAAAGUCACAGAAUUGUGAAGAAAUAAAAUCAGAGAAUUGUGAAGAAACAAAAUCAGAAAAGUCCGAGAAAGAAAACCCUCAAGCAGAAUACAAAGAAACGAAAUCAGAACAAGUCGAAGAAGCGAAAUCAGAAGGACGCGAAGAAACGAAAUCAGAAGAAUAUAAGGAAAUCAAAUCAGAAUGUGAAGAAACGAAAUCGGAAGAACGUGAAGAAACAAAAUCAGAAAAAAAUGCGGAAGCAAAAUCGGAAAAGCGUGAAGAAACACAAUUAAAAAAUAGCUAA